AUGAAACAGAUGACCUCCACGAUCUCAGGGCAGGCCUUCCCGGUCUCAAGACCCUCCUCGCCGGAUCUGACCAGCCGAAUCGAGCCCUCCGCGUCGCAGACCUUGAGCGUGGGCCUGGUGCAGCACGCGCACCUCGCUCCGAGUGGCCAGGCGGGAUCCGCUCCGGAUCCGCGGAUACGGCAGGAGCUGAGCAAGGUACAGCAGGAGGUCAAGGACCUGGCCAGGACGGUGUCGGAGCUGUCAGGAGCACGGCAUGCCUUUGCUCUGCGGGUAGACCUCGAGGCGCAGGCCAAGACCCAGAGGAACUUGGACCAGCAGCUCCUGGAGACCCGGCUGCAGCUGAAUGAGGAGGUGCGGAGCCUGCAGCGCCACGGCGCGGAGCUGUGCCAAGGCUGCGAGGAGCGGCUCGCAGACCAGCUUGAGCACGAGAAGGCCGCGCUAGUGGCGGGCCUGAGCGAGGCGGGCCUGGCCUUGGCGCAGCUCCAAGAGGGCAGCGAAGCUCAAGCGCGGAGGUUGCAGGAGCAGCUGGAUGCUCAAGGCCGGCAGCUGCAGAGCUUGGCGGAGGGCCUCAAGAACGCGGACAUCGCCAAGAUCAACUAUCAGAUCGAGGAGCUCACCAAAGAUACCGUGAGUCUUUUCGACAGCCUUGCGUCCAAAGCAGAAGGCGAGGAGACACAGCAGCUGAGCGGUGAGGUGGCAAAAGCCCAGGCUCGUCUGGCGGAGGACUGUCGCUGCGGCUGUCGCAAGCCUUGCAGUCCAUUUGGCCGCACCUCGAGAGGAUCGACGAGAAGGAGCGCAAGCUUGAGGCCUGGAGGGAGCAAACCUCGAAGCAGCUGCAGGCGCUGCGGGGUGUCUGCGGUGGGGAGCUGCAGACGCAGCUGGCGCAGAAUGCAGCCCAGGCCAAGGAACUCCGAGAGGACGCGCAGAGUCAGUGCCUGGCGCUGGAGCAGUCGCUGGACCGGCUGA
Molecule: messenger RNA, 966 nt
Organism: Effrenium voratum
Lineage: Eukaryota; Dinophyceae; Suessiales; Symbiodiniaceae
Source: the annotation of a GenBank genome assembly